Aureobasidium vineae is the source of this 726-nucleotide messenger RNA. The record is from the annotation of a GenBank genome assembly. Lineage: Eukaryota; Fungi; Ascomycota; Dothideomycetes; Dothideales; Saccotheciaceae.
AUGCGUUCCAUCACCGAGCUCCAUAAAAUCGUCGACAGAGCGAUGGUCGCCAAAAACGUCUUUGAGCUACGCCCAGACUACCUCGCUCUCCUGAUAGCAGUCGACGGCAUCACACCGUCUCCCAGCGAUUCUUCCUCUGACCAGCUUCUCCAAUCCGCCGAAUCUGCGGCCAAAGACCGCGUUUCCUCUAGCGUCGUCACCGAAAUCCCGGCCAUCAAAGCCUGGCGCGACACUUAUAAAUCCUUUGGCGCCAAACCCAAGAAAUACCAGAGUUCGAUCGAGGCAUUGACGAGACGAGCUGUUGCAGGGNGAUUACCGAGAGUGAACAGGUUAACAGAUAUUUACAACUCUAUUUCUGUGCAGCACAAUAUCUGUCUCGGCGGCGAGGAUCUAGAUGCCUAUCAAGGCCAUCCGCGCCUGAUCCUUGCCACUGGAGACGAGAAAUUCGAGACUAAAGCCGGAGACGAAAGACCAGAAAAGGGAGAAGUGGUUUGGUGUGAUGAAGGUGGCGUUACGUGUAGGAAUUGGAAUUGGAGACAGUGUGUCAGAACACAGUUGAAGGAGGAGACGGGGGCUGCGUUGUUUAUCUUGGAUGCGUUGAGUCCGGUGGAUAGAGGGAUGUUGGAGAUUGCUGGGGAGGAACUGGUAAAGAGGUUGAGGGAGNGGAGUGAGGGGUUGGUUGUUGCGAAGAGGGUUAUUGGUGUUGAGGAUGGUGUGGAUGUUUGA